UAGUAUUCUGUACCUUUAAAUGCAAUAUAUGAAUCGAGAGCAUUUGUAAUUCAGUUACUUGAAAAUAAAAAAAUUUCCCAAAAUUUGUAUCAUUACAUCAAAUUGAUUGAUAAUCUCCCAAUGUAAUUGAAUUGAUCACCAAUUACCUUUCAAUUUGAUUUAAUGAUUUUCUUUCAAUUGUUACUUUCAAUCAGUUGACAAAGUUUUCCUUUCUCAUUUUAAUCAUAAUUAUCAUCAUCUUCCCGCCAUUAAUGAUACAAAUAUAAUCAUUUUGUUGUUACACUUGAAAUUAAUCAAUUUUAUUUGAUAAUCAUGUUGAUUCUUACUAAUUAACUUAUCCGAUGUUUAAAAUGAACUGAUUGUCUGAUCACCAUGAGUUGAUUAAUUGUUUUCUCUGGAUAUAUAAAUUAAGUGAUCUCACUGUUCCAAGUGAUAAUUAUUAAGGAUUAACUAAUAAUGGCUUGUAAAGUAUCGUUAAUUGUUGGCCUGUUAAUUUUACUUCCAAAUGAAUAUGUUACUCAGGACAGAUUAACACCAGAGAUUAAGGUGGAGGAUGAAAAGGUUUACAUUGGAUCUGAUGUUACUUUAAACUGUAACAUUGAUCAAUCCUUUUCAAAUUAUCUUAAAGUUUCAACCUGGUUUACCGAUGAUGGAUUAAUAUUUCUUGUACCAACAACACUUUCAACCUCAUCCGAUUCCGAAGGGAUUCGACCUCGAAGAAGACAAAUAGUUUUGACCAAUGGAGCUCUUUUCAUAUACAAUAUAACCCAACGUGAUGUUGCGAGAAAAUAUCGUUGUCAAGUGAGAAGUUUAUUAACGGGAGAGCGAAUCGAUUCUAUCGGCUGGUCAUCUCUUAAUAUAAUUGGUCCUUCGAAAAGUUCAUCACCCAUAGUAAACUCUGAGAGACCCAGUAAUAAAUAUAUUCGAGCCCAAGAAGGUGAUAUUUUGAUUCUUAAUUGUCCGAUAAUUGGUUUCCCUCGGCCAACAAUUAGAUGGUUUAAAUAUAAUGAUAAUUUCAUAAUCUCUGGAGAUGGUACCAGUUUUAGUGGUAAUAAUAACAAUAAAGGGGAUGGUAAUUAUAAUAAUAAUAAUAAUGGUUAUAUUAACACUAUUGAUGGGGAACAACUUCCGGUAACAUCUCAUCUCUAUCCGGAAUCCAUUAUGGUUAUACCUCGACUAACAUCUCGUGAUUCCGGAAGAUAUCAAUGUACUGGUAACAAUACAUUUGGUCAGAAUCAUUUUGAAAUGACCAUUAUACUUAAAAAAGACCAAAGUGUUUCCAUAAUUAGUAACAAUCCUGAGCCAAACCUUGGGAGUGAUGUAACUUUGAAUUGUUCCCUGCAUACAUCAACCCCUUCAAUCAACAAUAUCAACGGAUUUGAAUAUCAUCAUUUCAAUGAUCGAUCAAAUAAAAUUAAUAAUCAUAAUCCAAGUAACAACAACAACAACAACAAGAAAACAAGCAAUAUAAUCAUCAAGGAAGUGAAAUGGUUUAAAAAUAUGAGCCAAUUAUCCCAUGAUAAUAGGAUAUCAAUCAAAGAUGCUCAUCAGCUGACAAUCCGUUCAAUUCGCUAUACAGAUAAUGGGAUUUAUCAAUGUUUCAUCAAAACUUAUGAAUUUGAAGGAUCACAUCAUGAGAAAUGGCAUCAAGCAAGUAUAACACUUAAAAUACCAGAGAAAGGACCAACUUUUGGAACUGUUUUCCCGGAACAGAUAAAAAUCACCGGAACCCAAUUAUCACUCAAAUGUCUUGCCUAUGGGUCACCUAUCCCUUCAUUAAGAUGGACCAUUGAUGGUAAACACAUUGAUAAUGGUCUAUCUCGGAGUAAUCUUUAUGGCUACAUGACAACAGAUGGAAAAGGAUUCACAUCAUUUCUCAAUAUAUCAUCACUAACAGUUCAGGAUGGAGGUACUUAUGAAUGUUCAGCUGAAAAUUCAGUCGGUUCUAUAUCACAUUCAGCAAGAAUUGAUAUAAUGGGCCCGCCGGGUAUUAAACCAAUGGAUAACGUGACUGCUAUUAUGGGUCAAACAUAUCAACUUUAUUGUCCUUAUACCGGAUAUCCAGUUGAUGAAGUUUAUUUUACAAAAGGUAAUCGACGUUUACCUUUCGAUGAGAGGCAUAUUCAUGUUGGUUUAGGCAAAAUAAAUAUUCUCUCAGUUUCCAAGGAAGAUGCUUCAUCGUAUAAGUGUAUUGUCUCAUCGCUUAAUGGUGAACGAUAUGAGAGCAACAUAUAUCUUCAUGUAGUAGCUCCUCCUAUUUUGAGCCCGUUUGCAUUUCCGGGUAGCCUUGAGGAGGGUAUGCGAAUAUCAAUCAUGUGCUCUGUGAUUGCUGGGGAUCCACCGAUAACUAUAACCUGGUUAAAAGAUGGACAUCAACUAUAUGAUCGUAGUGGACCUAAUCCAUCAAUUCAUCUCGUCUCCUUGACUGAAUAUGUUUCCUCUUUAAUCAUUGAGAAUCUCAAUAAAUCUGAUUCAGGUAACUAUACCUGUUCAGCUUCAAAUGCUCAUUCAUGGACCAGUUAUUCUGCUCAAUUAGUUGUUAAAUCAAAGCCUCAUUUUACUUUGUCACCAAUUGCAAGAACAUCAAUCAGUGAUUUACCUGUUUUAUUUAACUGUCAAGCUGAUGGAGUUCCAAGUCCAGUUAUUAGGUGGAAAUUUCAACGUUCAUUUGGACCAAGUGAACCAAUUGCAAUUCUAUCAAGUCCCAGGGUUCAUGUACUCGAAAAUGGUUCACUUCAUAUAAGAACUGUUUCCCCGGAAGAUGAAGGUACCUAUUUGUGUGAAGCAUCAAAUGGCCUAGGAAAAUCAAUCUCAGUCUCAGCAUUUCUUAAAGUCCAUGAGCCACCAAAGAUCCGUCCAGUUACAUCUAAAUCAAUAAUUAAAUAUCAUGAACGGGCUGAGCUAAUCUGUCAAGCAUCAGGUUCAGUUCCCAUGGUCAUCGAAUGGUUUAAAAACGGUAAUCCGAUUCAGGGUGAUGAUGAUGGAGGAUCCGGUUCAAAGUUAACAUCUAAUUAUGGUGUAAGAGAGGAAGAUGAUGCUAAGUUUAAAAUUUCAAUACUAACAAUACAUUCAUCAAAUCGUAAUGAUUCAGCUUUGUUCAUUUGUAAUGCAAUCAACUUUUAUGGUUCAGCUCAGACAAUUAUCAAAGUAAUUGUUCAGGAACCCGCUGAUCCACCAGAUAAUUUAAAAGCAACUCAGAUUAAAUCAAAUUCUGCAACAGUUUCAUGGUCAGUUAAUUAUAAUGGUAACUCACCAAUUCUUGGAUUUCUUAUUGAUUACAGAACUGCAUCCGAAACUUGGACAUCAGGAAAAACUUUAUACAUUAGUGAUACUACAGCAAAUACAGCAAUCAUCAAUGAUUUGAGUCCAUCAACAUCAUAUUAUUUUAGAAUAGCUGCUGAAAAUAUUAUCGGAAGAAGUGAAUUUAGUCAAGAACUAUUUUUUAUAACUCGCAUGGAAGCUCCAAAAGUUGUGCCUGAAAAUAUAACUGCCGUGCCUUUAGAUUCCAAGUCUAUACGAAUUAGUUGGAUUCUUCGUCGUUCAAUGAACGAACUAGAUAAUCAUUCUCGAAGAGGGACAAUUGAUGGUUUUUAUAUCGGCUAUAAACCAGUCUCGACUCAAUUAUCUUUUACAUUUAGUACAAUGCAUCUACCUGACAAUGGGAAUGUUGAAAAUACAUCAUCCGAUGGAUUGAUUCACGUUUCAUCUUCUGCUACUUCCUACUCCUCAUCUUCAUCGGAAGAAUCGAUUUAUUCAAACACGAAUGUUUAUCAUAAUCGAGAUUUGAACAAAUUUCAAACAACAAUUUAUGCACUAAAAAAGUCAACUAAAUAUGCGAUAAUUGUACAAGCAUUUAACAAGGAAGGUGAAGGCCCUUAUUCAGACCAAAUAGUCGUUGAAACUUUUGCUAAUGAUCCACCUAAAGCUCCAAAGUUGUCUUUUGAAAGUUCAACUAGUGAUAGUGCCUCACUCAUCUGGUCUAUUGGUCAUCAUGCUGAUCAAUUAUCUCCCGAUUCAAUUCAUGGUUUCAUCUUAAGCUAUCGAUGUAAUAAAUCUGACCCGGAAGUUUAUGAUGAUAUACGUUUACCUAAAAAUUAUCGACGAUACCAUUUAUCUAAUUUACUUUGUGGUUCCACAUAUAUAGCCAAGUUAUGUGCCUUUAAUGAAGUUGGUAAAGGUGAACCAAGUAACGAGAUUCAUUUCAAAACUGAGGGAUCAGUUCCAAAAUAUCCAGAAAAAGAUGCAUUCAUUACAAUUAAUAUUACCAUGGUUACUUUAUGGUUAGCAAAUUGGUCUGAUGGUAAAUGUCCGAUAGACUAUUUUGAGGUGCAAUAUAAGCCACAAUUUCAACCUGAAUGGAUUCUACAUUCCAAUCGGAUUCUUCCUGAUUCUAGGAAGACAAAUAUCACUGAGAUAAUGCCAGGAACUUGGUAUGACCUUUUGGUUAUUGCUAAGAAUGAGGCUGGAACCACAGAAGCAAAAUAUUUAUUUGCAACUCUUGAUGUUACUGGGGCAACUGUUGCUCCCCUGUUAUUCAAUGAUUCAGGGAAAUCAAUGAUGGAAGGCCUUCUUAUCCUGAUUCCAUCGAUAAGUGCAAUUAUUGUUCUCAUUUUAGUUGCUCUUUUUGCAAUUUAUAUCGUUUUCCUGAGACCCCAAAGAGAUUCUGGACAAAGUGACCUUUAUGGGACUCACCAGGGUGCUGAUUCAGUUUCCCUUCAUUCAUAUAACAAGGCAACUAAGGGUGAACCUUUGUAUGAUCAUCAAAGAGUCUAUUGUACAUCAGUCUAUUCAACUGGAAACAAUACUGUCAACAAUGACAAUCUUGAGAUUCGUGAUAAUCCAGGUCAAUUACAAUGUUCAUUAGAUGAUGAAUAUCAUCGUUUUGUUUUGGAUAAUCGGGUUCCAAGGAAAGGAUUUUACGAUCAUAUUUAUGAUGUUCCACAUAGACAUCAGAAAAUAUUCACUGGUCUUCAUUAACAUUGUUCUUAUCCGAUUGUAAGAAUUGAAAAUAACCAAUUGAAUCAUAAGAAAAAUCACAAAGUGACAAUACUCAAAUACAACAUACACACACACAAGAAUCAAAACAUUUCCAACUUAGGAAAAUGUUAUCAUCAUUAUGAGAUAAAUUAUUGAUAGAAAAGUAAAUUUCAAUCUUCUGAUACCAAAUUCAUGAGAUUUCAUGAAAUUUUUUGACGUAAUAUUCAAAUAAUAUAAUCAAAGGUAGUUCAUAACCUUGAAUAAUUGUAUCGUUUGAAGUCUUAUAACAUUUAAUUAUCACUAAUGUCAUGUAAUUGAACUCUAUUGUACAUUAUUUAUUACAUAUUGAUGAUUUAACUGUACAAUUAAAUCAAGUUAAAACCAUUGAUUGAUCAAUCAAAUUAAAUGCUUGAUAAAUCUUUGCAUGAUCUUCACUGAUAUAUAUUAAUGUAUAAAUUUUUGUC
Messenger RNA from Panonychus citri (citrus red mite), 5441 nucleotides. RefSeq names its product cell adhesion molecule DSCAM-like. Gene Ontology annotation, molecular function: cell-cell adhesion mediator activity. The transcript is spliced from 14 exons. Gene Ontology annotation, biological process: dendrite self-avoidance; homophilic cell-cell adhesion; axon guidance. Bases 457 to 4977 code for a protein of 1506 amino acids. The record is from RefSeq and is a predicted model, not a curated record. Lineage: Eukaryota; Metazoa; Arthropoda; Arachnida; Trombidiformes; Tetranychidae. Gene Ontology annotation, cellular component: axon; plasma membrane.